UUAAACUAGACCUAAUAGGAGCUUGGCAGAAAAUGGCAUCUAAUACAAUCGAUGUGUAUGUCAAGCUGCCCUCUGGGCGAAACACUUUUUAUUCGACUGUUGGCUCUGCUAAUCUUCACUCUAUUUGUGAAUUGAUAGCCAAAGAAGAACAUAUUAAAAGUAGCCAAGUCAUUUUAAAAUACCAAGGUAAAAUACUGGACAACAACAAAUCGUUAAAUGAAUAUGGAAUAAGAGCGGAAACUAUUCUGAAAGUUGAGAUCUUGGUGCCACAAAUGCUCGACAUUCUCGUCAGUUUUCCCGAAGGCACGGAACAAGUUGCAAUAUCCAACCUAGAGCCUGUGUCGGCGCUGUAUGAUGCUGUGGCGACCAAAUUAUGUUCUUCUAGGUCACAGGUAGAAAUCAAGGUCGAAGGAAGACUGGUAACUCCUUCCUCUUACACGCUACACAAGACGGGUUUUACACAUGGGACCUGCGUCACAGCCGCGAUAAAGAAAGAAGUUCCUAAAGCAACGAGUUGUGGGGACCAACCUGCGCCAGUAAUUGACGAUGAAACAAAACAGUCCGUGAUGAACAGCUUCGACGCAAAAGGCCGCCGUGUUGAAGUGGCUUUCUCUUUCGACACAACGGGAAGCAUGUACCAAUAUCUUUCAACGGUCCGGCAAAAGCUCCAGCAGUGCUGUACACGUCUGCUCCAGGAUAUCCCACAGAUUAGGAUUAGUUUAAUCGCUCAAGGCGAUUACUGUGACUCCGAGUCUUCGUACGCUGUGAGAUCUGUUGACCUUACUUCUGACGUGCAGACACUUGUCCACUUUGCUCAGAAUGUUCCAGCCACUGGUGGAGGCGAUGCACCAGAGUGCUACGAACUGGUCUUGAAAAAAGCCCAGCUGUUGGACUGGUCUGAAGACUCGGCCAAGGCUCUGGUCGUUAUAGGGGACUUACACCCCCACCCUCCGUCAUACACCGACCAGCGUAUCUGGUGGCGAGACGAGCUGAACGUCUUGACGGGCAUGGGGGUUAAGGUAUAUGGCGUUCAGGCGGGGACAGACUCGGUUAAUUCCCAUUUUUACAGAGAGUUGGCUGAAGUGUCUGGAGGAUGUUACCUUAACCUUAACCACAUCGACGUCAUCACAGACAUGUUCCUAGCAGUGUGUUACAACGAGACGAAUGACGACAUGCUGCAAGACUUCGAGGAGGAGCUGGUGGCACAAGGUCACAUGACCGAGCUGAAACAAAACAUGAUCUCACAGCUCAAACAAAAGAACGAGAGCAAGUCUCGGACUCACACAGAAGCAACCAAUACAACAAAGCAUAACGUCUGCCAGCCUUGGUGGGACCUAGCCCUGGACACCGGAACACCAUUUUACACAUACGACGGUCAAACGGACAAGUGGUCGCCAGUACUGCAAAGUACCACAAGCGUGCACUGUGUUCCUGCAGUGAGCUCGGAGGUCAUACCAGUUACCAGAAGUUUACGAAAAAAAUAUCAGAAAUGUAAAUGUUCAGUUAUGUAAUAUAGCACAGAACCAAUGACUGGUAGCCUACUCUUCAAGUCUGCGACUGCUCAA
Physella acuta is the source of this 1565-nucleotide messenger RNA. RefSeq lists its product as uncharacterized. The record is from RefSeq and is a predicted model, not a curated record. Lineage: Eukaryota; Metazoa; Mollusca; Gastropoda; Physidae. Gene Ontology annotation, molecular function: protein binding.